Cicer arietinum (chickpea) is the source of this 2229-nucleotide messenger RNA. RefSeq lists its product as uncharacterized. The record is from RefSeq and is a predicted model, not a curated record. Gene Ontology annotation, molecular function: protein binding. Lineage: Eukaryota; Viridiplantae; Streptophyta; Magnoliopsida; Fabales; Fabaceae.
GGCUGGGUUGGCGCUAAGAAGAAAGAGAGGGUGGCGCGGUGGCGGGAAUCAAGUCCCAAAACGCGAGUGUGCACCACGCUCCAAAUGGUUGUGCUCCUUAUUGCGGCUCUCAGCAAAGCAUUGCUGGCACACUCUCACUCUACAUUCUCUCUCCUCCGUUUCCCAACUUCCUCUCAUUGAACAAAGUAACCUACUACUUUGUCAACAACAAACAAACACUUGUUUCUACAUUGAGUUAUACACACCACACUCUUCAUUACUCUUCUAACUCGCAACAUAUCACCACCAUGAAGGAAUCAACGGAAACAGACCCUAUAACCCUUUGUAUCAACACUACCCAUUCACUCCUCGAAGACGAAAUCCCCACCGUCCAUCACUUAAAAAGCAAGUGGUCAAUCUUCCGAGUCAAACUAACUCAACUCCAAACCCACCUCACAGAUUUCUCCUCCGAGUAUCUCAAAUCCUCAACCUCAAACCCUCUCUCCAUUCACCUCAUUCAUUCCAUCUCACAAACCCUAAACGACGCCGUUUCACUCGCACAGCACUGUCAAUCUCACUCCCCCGACUUACCCAACGGAAAACUCCAAACACAAAGCCACAUCGACUCAUUAACUGCCACUCUCCACCGCCACGUCACCGACUGCGAUGUGCUCUUUCGUAGUGGCCUCCUCCUCGAAACUCCCGCUUUUUCUAAAAGAGAAGCAGUUCGAUCUCAAUCUAGAAACCUCAUCGCACGGUUACAAAUUGGAUCACCCGAUUCAAGAGCCUCCGCGAUUGACUCACUACUUUCACUUCUCCAAGAAGACGAUAAGAACGUCACCAUAGCUGUGGCGCAGGGUGUAGUUCCGGUGCUCGUUCGUUUACUAGAUUCCUCCUCCGAUAUGAAGGAGAAAACCGUCGCAGCCAUUUCUAGAGUCUCCACGGUGGAAAGCGGUAAGAAUAACCUAUUAGCAGAGGGAUUGUUGUUGCUUAAUCACUUGCUUAGGGUUUUAGAUUCUGGAAGUUGUUUAGCUAUAGAGAAAGCUUGCAUCGCGCUUCAGGCUUUGAGUUUCACAAGAGACAACGCAAGAGCUAUUGGAUCUAGAGGCGGAAUCUCGUCUCUGUUAGGGAUUUGUCAAGGUGGUACACCUGGUUCUCAAGCUUCUGCGGCGUCGGUUUUGAGGAAUCUUGCGAAAUUUGGUGAAAUUAGAGAGAAUUUCGCGGAGGAGAAUGCGGUUGUUGUUUUAUUAGGGUUAGCUUCUUCUGGAACGUUAUUGGCGCAAGAAAACGCGAUCGGUUGUUUGGCCAAUUUGAUUUCGGAGGAUGAGAGUAUGAGGAUUUUGGCUGUUAAAGAAGGUGGAGUUGAGUGUUUGAAGAAUUUCUGGGAUUCGGCUCCAAUGAUUCAGAGUCUUGAAGUUGCGGUUGAAAUGUUGAGGCAUUUGGGUACAAAUGGUGCAAUUGGGGAGGUUCUUGUUGGAGAAGGGUUUGUUGGGAGAGUGAUAGGAGUGUUGAAUUGUGAAGUUUUAACAGUGAGGAUCGCGGCGGCGAGAGCUAUUUACGCUUUGGGAUUGAACGGUGGUGGGAAGACGAGGAAGGAAAUGGGGGAAUGUGGUUGUGUUCCUUUUUUGAUCAAGAUGUUAGAUGGGAAAGGUGUGGAGGAGAAAGAAUCUGCUGCAAUGGCGUUGUCGGUGUUAUCUCUACACCCUUACAAUAGGAGGAUUUUUCGUAAGGAUGAGAGGGGAAUAGUGAGUGCAGUUCAUCUAUUGAACCCUUCUAUGGUGAAUUUGGAUAAGAAAUACCCUGUUUCGUUGCUGGUUUCGCUAUUGCAUUCUAAGACAUGUAGGAAACAAAUGGUGGCAGCUGGGGCUUGUGUAUAUACUCCGAAGCUUGUUGAAUUGGAUGUUCCUGGUUCUAAGAAACUGUUGGAUGGACUUGGUCGUGGUAAGAUUUGGGGAGUUUUUGCAAGACCCUAAAGAUCAGAUCAAUCCACAUUAUGCUAAAUCAUGGUACAGGAACAAGAACAAAUAAUGUUUAUUAAUUGAAUCUGUAUGUAUGAUAUCUGAUAGGUGUGUUCAAGUUUUGUUUUCUUUAUAUUUCCUUUUUGUAAUUACUACUAAUAAUUGAUGCUUAUUUCUCUUGUAUGUAGAGGUGAGUUUUGUCUAAUGAUUUAAUGGGAACUUGUGUUUAUGUUUAGGAACAUGGUAAAGUACAUGACUUUGCAUAUACAGGUAUAGUUCAUAGUUAUUUUAA